Messenger RNA from Cyprinodon variegatus (sheepshead minnow), 3844 nucleotides. RefSeq names its product cyclin T2 (gene ccnt2a). Gene Ontology annotation, biological process: regulation of transcription by RNA polymerase II; positive regulation of DNA-templated transcription, elongation. The coding region runs from base 34 to 2142 and encodes 702 amino acids. The record is from RefSeq and is a predicted model, not a curated record. The transcript is spliced from 9 exons. Gene Ontology annotation, cellular component: cyclin/CDK positive transcription elongation factor complex; nucleus. Gene Ontology annotation, molecular function: cyclin-dependent protein serine/threonine kinase activator activity. Lineage: Eukaryota; Metazoa; Chordata; Actinopteri; Cyprinodontiformes; Cyprinodontidae.
GUUUCUUGAUGCCGAGGUGAACGUUCCAGAGUAAUGGCGGCAUGCCGGGGUUCCUCGUCAAAAUGGUUUUUCAGCCGAGAACAGCUAGAAAACACACCGUCACGCCGAUGUGGAGUGGAAUCAGACCGGGAGCUCUCCUAUCGACAACAAGCGGCUAAUCUGAUCCAGGACAUGGGUCAGAGGCUCAACGUCUCUCAAUUGACAAUAAACACAGCUAUCGUUUACAUGCAUAGAUUUUAUAUGCAACAUUCUUUCACCAAAUUCCAUAGAAAUAUAAUAUCUCCAACCACCUUGUUUUUGGCUGCAAAAGUUGAAGAGCAACCCCGGAAGCUUGAGCAUGUAAUCAAAGUAGCACAUGCUUGCUUAAAUCCACAGGAACCUCCUCUAGACACGAAAAGUAACGCAUACCUCCAGCAAGCUCAAGAGCUGGUGAUACUUGAAUCCAUUGUGCUGCAGACCCUGGGCUUUGAAAUUACUAUUGAUCACCCACACACUGAUGUGGUGAAAUGUACCCAGCUAGUGCGAGCAAGCAAGGAUCUGGCACAGACUUCCUAUUUCAUGGCUACCAACAGUUUGCACCUCACCACCUUCUGCCUCCAGUACAAGCCCACAGUGAUCGCCUGUGUGUGCAUACAUCUGGCCUGCAAGUGGUCCAACUGGGAGAUCCCGGUUUCCACUGACGGGAAACAUUGGUGGCAGUAUGUUGACAACACGGUGACUCUGGAGCUGCUUGAUGAGCUGACCCAUGAGUUUCUGCAGAUUCUGGAGAAAACUCCAAGCAGGCUAAAGAGAAUCCGAAACUGGAGGGCAACACAAGCUGCCAAAAAGCCUAAAACUGAAAACACGGCGUCAGGAGAUACCACAUAUGCUGGACCAUCGUUGCUUCAUGACCACAGUGACGCAGCGCUUCAUGGAGUUUCCUCUUCCAACCCAAGUUUUUCCAAAGCAUGUGCUGCGUUUUCUGUACCCAUGACCGGACAUUCCAGAGGAAUCCCCUUAUCUCUGGACAACAUGGCUGCAACGUUUAAUCCAGCUAGCCAUGGUGAAUGGCCUCAGGUUAACCAGAGCCAUACAGGGUACCCCUCCACUUGUGUCAAACAGGAACCGCUCAGCCUCCCUAUCCAUGAAUCCAUGCUGUCAUUGCAGACUUCUUCCUCCUCUCUGCUCCAGCAACCACUGCCUUACAAGACUGAAAAAAUAGAUUUAAACCUUGUUAAACAGGAGAAAGUAAGUAGUGGCAGUGGAGCAGGCAAACAACACCCAGCACCUCAGUCUUACCCCAUUUCCACUCAGCCUCCUCCUGUUCAGAAGCUUUCUCUAGAUAAAUACAGAGAGAAACAUUCUGUGGAGUACACUGUCCAGAAACGUAGACAGGAACACCAUGGAGGAGUAAUGGACUGUGAUGUAAAAGGAGAUCAGGCCUCUUCUAGCUAUGCACCAGCCAACAUUUCCCAGAUAGAGCAUAGGAAACAUGCUCAGGCCCACCAAGCCUCUAACAGCAGCACUACAGCCUCCCAAUCGAAAAUGAAAAUCCCUCCUGCCUCAGCUUCAGGACAAGACCGACGCCAUCAUGGAGACAAAUGGGACAAAGGCACACUUAAGGUUCGCCUGCCCGUCCCCGGGUCCAGCGGCAGCUCUCAGCCAGAGAAAAGCGGACAUCAGAGCAAGGACGAGUUUAAGAUGAAGAUCAAAGUCUCAUCAUCAGAGCGGCACAGCUCGUCAGAUGAAGGCAUUUCUGCCAACAACAGCAAGAGCAAACAUUCCAGCCCCCUGGUGAGCAAAGAAAAGCACCGCGGCACAGAACACCACCUCCAUCGCUCCCACAAGCACAGUGGCAACGGGCGAGGGGGUUUAGAGGGUGCAGCCUUGAUGCGUGUUCCUCCAGGGCUGGUCGCUAUGGAAGGAAUGCCACUCGGCCAUCCCGCAUCUGCCUCUUUGUCAUCUUCAUCGCGAAAGAGGGUCUAUCCUGAGGUCGGCCACAACCACCACCCCUCAUCCUCGAGCUCCAAAGUGAGCAAAAUCUCCAAGAGUGGCACUAGUGCUACAGGUACUCCUCUUUUUUCAUCCCCCUUUCCUCCUCCUCCUCUUCACUCCUCUCCUGUACUGCAGUGUGUCUCAUCUGGCUCGCAGCUCUGUGGCUAACCCCUCCCUCCUUCCUCCUCCUCCUCUUCCUCCUUAUUCUUGUCUCCUCCCCUCCUGUCAUACCCAGGUGGGCUGCGGACCUCUGAGCAGUUCCUUCGUCCUGGCGAAUCGCCACACGAAGUGGGAGAGCAGAGACACUGAGUCCGCCGCCCUUCAGCCAUGGCCUGCACAUGGAAAUGGCAUCAAACUACCGACCACUGAGACUUUCAAGAAUAUGCUGACCUCUUUGUCAAGUGCCCUAAGAAAUAAUGCUUGUGAAUAUGAACCCUUUACUAAGGCAGAAAACAUUUCUGCUAAUAAGUGUUGGACUUGUCUGUUUCUCACACGUCAGGGCUGCGUUGUUCAGUCCCAUCUUUGUUAGUGUCCAAUUGCUGCUCGGUCAUCACUUUCUCAAAUGCAUCGAAGAAUGAAAGGGGAAGUCUGAGUUGGGGAAAGGUUGAGUGAUGCUCCCAUCUCCACUUUGUAAGUCCUCCAUAUGGAAAGAUGAGUAUUACAGUUUUUAUAAAAGCAUGGAAGGUGCACUUUCUUUUUCAUCUUUUUUUGUUUUGUUUAGUAAUUUAAGUAAAUGCCUGAUUAUAUGGAAGAAAUUGAUGGCCAGCUGGAGAUGAGUUAAGUUUAUGUUUGCUAGAAUUCCACUCAAUUGUUUAAUGGAUGCAGUUUUUUUUAGGUGUAAAGUCUCAUCUCCAAAACUACUUUCUGGUCCUGAUUUCUUUAUAUGCUUAAACUGCAUUUGAUUUGCAUGUUUCAAUCAUCAAAGGGAAAAGAGAGAAGAGUGCUUAGUUGCUGUUUACAAAAAAAGAAAAAAAUGUAAAUAUGUUUCUUUUGUAUGUUUAAAGAAAAAGCUAUACCAUGACUACUCAGGUUUGGAGCUGCUUGUAAUUUUAACAAGAUGAGUAUAAAAGGUUUAUUUCCCUGAUCAGUGGGUUUUAGGGCAUAGUCGGCUGAUUGUUUGCAUCAUUCAAGGAAUCUUAAGCUUCCUCUAGACGGUGAUGAACAUCUGAUUCCCACUGCAGCAUCUACAGAAAUCUUUUGUUUUUUUGUACCAAAAACCAUGACUUCCAAGCAGACCUUCAGCUUGAUGCCAAAGGUUCUGCCUUACUAAAAGGGAUAUGAAUAAUAAACUACUACAGUUUACAUCAAUAGGAUCAAGUAUUACAUAAAGUUACAAGCCCAUUUAAUCUCAUCUUUAGGUCAUAUUCCAUAUUAGAUUCAUUAAAAUAUUGAACUUCUUUUGUGUCAUUCUUCUGCAGCUAAGGUCAGAGCAAAUAUUGUCUCCCAUUUAUGCACAUGGAAUUAGCUUUACCAUAAAACAAUACAUUUCUCUAUGAAGCCUGUACCUGUUUUUUUUAUCCCCUAUGUAUUGUAGAACACCAUAAAAACCGAAUGAAACCAAGAUAAGGGGUUUAUAUAAUGGAAGGAUUUACCAUGGACCAUUCCAAAUGUUUUGGGAAAGAAAGGGCCACUCAUCUAUAUUUUAAUGUAAUGAAUAAACUUCAUUGCCACCACCAUGACACUGUGCAGCAUCUUAUUAAGUUUAUGCCUGUUGCAUGAAGUAAAGUUUGAACGGUACAUGGUUUAAAAUCAGAAAAGGCUUUAUUGCCAAGUACUUUUUCACAAAUUAAAGGUAUUGCACUUAAGGACACGGCUCUAGAAUAAACGUAACAGAAAAAGUGGCAACUAUUAGAAAUGCCUUUACCUCAUU